Molecule: messenger RNA, 639 nt
Organism: Knipowitschia caucasica
Lineage: Eukaryota; Metazoa; Chordata; Actinopteri; Gobiiformes; Gobiidae
Source: the annotation of a GenBank genome assembly
AUGCUCUGUGAGAGUGUGGCCCUUCUCCCGCUGCUCUGUCUGCUGCUGAGCCCUGAGGAGGGGCUGGGGGCUCCUGUGGGGGGACCCGGGGCUGAGGCUCUGGGCUGGACUGAGGUGGUUCGUCACAGACACCUGUUCGCGGCUCGCAGUGGUCUGUACCUGACGAUCAGCUCAAAGGGACGAGUGAGAGGCUCCGAGGGACAGAGCCCUGACAGUCUUCUGGAGAUGACUCCUGUGAGCUCGGGCUGUGUGGCGCUCAGAGGAGUGACCUCUGAACUCUUCCUGUGUCUGCAGCAGGACGCCACGGUCUACACAUCGGUGUGGUUCAGCCCAGAGUGUGUUUUUGUGGAGCAGCUUCAGGAGGAUGGGUACAGUGUGUACUCGUCUCUGAGACACGGGACCCUGCUGACUCUGACCCGGCCCCGGGACCGAGGGGCCCCUCCCCACGCACGCUUCCUGCCCCGAGUUAGCUCUGUGGAGGCUCGACCCUGGCUCCUCCCAUCAGACACGCCCCACCCCCUCCCAUCGGACACGCCCCGCCCCCUCCGGUCGGACACCCCCCCUGUGGAGCUGGACCUCCUCGAUGCCUUCAAGAAUCUGUCACCGAUCAUCCACAGCCCGAGCUUCCACCAGAGAUGA